CUCCGUAGACUCGCAUACAAAGUUAUACAUUCGACGACUAUAGUCCUCCCAGUGUGGCAUAAGAUUCUUGAAGACUUGCAGGUGCCCAUUACUCUCAUGCCAUGCAAUGUUUCGACCUGCUGGAACUCCACAUUUGAUAUGUUGGAUUAUGCGAUUGAGCAUCAGGAGGCUGUUGAUAUUGUGACUCAACGUCGAGAUCUCGGUCUGCGGAAAUUUGAGCUGAAUGAUGAGGAGUGGGCAAUUGCCAAACAGCUGAGGGGUGUUCUCAAGGACACAACACUAUUUUUCUCCCGCUCAACACCCAAUCUAGCCACUGUGAUUCCGGCCAUGGAUCUCAUUGACGAAAAGCUCACUACAUACUCCUGUAACAGACAGUAUCACUCUUCAAUCCACUCAGCUGUUCAGCUGGCAAAGGCAACACUUAACCGGUACUAUCAACUUACAGAUCAAUCUGAAGUCUAUCGCAUUGCCAUGGGUUUGUUCUUUCUUGUCUCUGUUCUGACGGCUCACAUUCAUACAUAUAUAGUAUUACACCCACAUCACAAGCUCGUAUACUUCAGGAACGCUUGA
Molecule: messenger RNA, 570 nt
Organism: Suillus fuscotomentosus
Lineage: Eukaryota; Fungi; Basidiomycota; Agaricomycetes; Boletales; Suillaceae
Exons: 2
Source: RefSeq, a predicted model, not a curated record